Messenger RNA from Phytophthora sojae, 1431 nucleotides. RefSeq lists its product as hypothetical. Bases 1 to 1431 code for a protein of 476 amino acids. The record is from RefSeq and is a predicted model, not a curated record. The transcript has a single exon. Lineage: Eukaryota; Oomycota; Peronosporomycetes; Peronosporales; Peronosporaceae.
AUGCCCGCCACGCCCCACGCCCGCGCGCCGCCGCCUGCGCCCUCCAGCCCGUCCGCAGUCGCGGACUGCGUGCCCGUAGACGACGAGGAGGCCGCCAGGGCCGAGCGCGACGACGUGGAGCGCCGCCGCUUCUGGCUGCUCAAGAUGCCGCAGCUGUACGCGCCCAAGCACCGCCAGCGCUACGUAUUCCUCAACCUGGACAACACGGCCGCCUCCAUGUUCAUGAGCCGCUCGCUGUUCCGCGCCAUCGCUGGGGCCCAGUGCCCGCACGACGUCCGCCUCAACUUCGAGGCGCUGACCGACCGCCUGUGCGGGUCCAGCUCGUCUGCUGUGGUCAUGCAUCAGCUGGCCACGUUCAGCAAGACCAGCCCGGCCAUCGCUCGCGCUCUGGAGAAGUUCGGCUGGACGCUCAAGCCCGUGGGCAACGACGACCAGGCGCUGCAGGAAGAGCUACUGAAGCAACUGCACAAGGGGGCAGCCACCGCCAACGGAAAGACCCUCGUGCUAGCCACGGGCGGGGGAGGGCUCGGCACGGGCCAUACGUCCGCGUACCAGGAGAUCAUCUCCAAGUUCCUGGUCGAGGGGUGGCACGUGGAGAUCCACGCGUGGUUGCGCGCGGUGAACGACGGCUACCUGAGGCUGCAGAGCGAAAACCCGGGGCGGGUCGUGGUCAAGCCGCUGGACGAUGUGAUUCAAGACAUCGCGUUCCUCAACAAGAACAAGAAGAAGAAAACCGGGGCGAAGCAUGUUUGCAGCGUCUUGAACCAAGAGGAAUCGCCGCUUACAGUGGCGGUGUCAAGCCCCGCAUCGGACACUGCGUCAAUUGUUUCUAUCUGCAACACGAGUCGGUCGGACGGAUCUCCUCGAGCGAUUAGUGUAUCGCCAAUCCUGAAACGCGCGCACUCGAUCCCUCCAGCGACAUCUCCAAACGCUUCGUGGAUCAAGGCGGCGAUGCAUGGGCAACAGGAGGCUUCAGUGGCAGCCCAGCCUUCUGACAGGCCUCCAGCGUCAACUUUUACGAGCCAACUCGAAGCCUUUGCUGCAGCGGCAACGUUCUCCACGCCCCGCCCCCGUGCCGAGUCUUCUCCACCAGUGACAACCUUCACCCCUAGUUCCCCCCCAACGGCUUCUCCCGCCUUCUCAUCUCCAACGCCAACAACACCCGCGUCUCCUUCGCUGAUGUCUCCAUUCGCCCCGAUGCCGUCGCAGCCAGCCUACCGCUGGAUGCUGUGGGAGCUCCAGCUCCAGCAGAUGCGGGAGUUGAUCUCAGCCCAGCAGGCAGACCUCGCGAUGAGGCAGUGCGCGCUCCAGCAGACGACGGAGCUGAUGCGGCUCAUGCAAGACCAAGACAAGAAACAGUGGCAGCCAGCCGCGUCGUUCCAGCAGCAGCAGCAGCCGAGCAACCCCUUGAGCGGCACGUGGGGGUUCUGA